UCGAAAGACUGGGCAGAAAUGAUUAUAACACAGGAGAACUUGAGAUUACUCACUCAGUCCGAGAGUGAUUAAGUAAACUGAAGCAAGCUGUGGGAGCUGAACAACUGACUUUUGCAAGGACUAGCUAUGGCCAAAAAGUUUGAAAUGUAAUACUGCCAAAAAAGUACAGAGGAAACUGCAACAGGCUGCUGAAGAGAACAAGCAGUUAGUGGCAUUAACAAAGGAUCUAACAAUGAAGCAUGUAAUUUGAGUGUAUUUGAUAUAUUAAUCUGAGGAUGGUGUGAUUGUGAAUUUAUUUGGCACCUUGAGCCUAGAACAAUCAAUUUGAUGAAGCAGAAACAUUCCUAUUGGAAGGAUUGGAAGAUUCUACAAACUUUUUCUAAAAAUUGCUUGUGACUUCCGAUGUGGAUUUCAGGAGAGUGUUUGUGAAUUUAACACAAGAAGAAAAGAAGGAAUUCAGCCUAAGAAAGCAAUGACGUUUUAACUCCAAACAAAACCUUUAACAAGAAGUCUUCAUAAAGAAAUGAGCAGCAAGUCUCACUCUCCCACCUGAGGCUUUGACUUGUUAGACGUAAAGUACAAAAACUGGAAAUUAUGUGAAAGAUUUUAAAAUUUCACACCUCUUCUUGAUCAUAGCAAGUGAGAAAAUCGUCUGGAGGAUUCCUUCUGGCUGACAGCAUCAAAUAUGGCACAAAGCCUCCAUCUUGUGGGCAAGUUAUAACACUACAAGUACUCUUCAACACCAGCAUGUCUUUAAUUGCAUUUCCAACUGAAAUGGUCAAUGGCUGUGUCAAAACAGAGCUCAUUGAGCGCCACUAUAAUUACACUGGGAAGUUCAACAGAAGGGGGAAAACCACUGAUGGCUUGGACCUGACUACAGUGGCCUUUCUGAUCAUCUGCAGCUUCAUUGUGCUUGAAAACCUCAUGGUUCUCCUGGCCAUUUGGAAAAACAACAAAUUCCAUAACCGCAUGUACUAUUUCAUUGGUAAUCUAGCCCUGUCUGAUUUGCUGGCAGGAAUAGCCUACAAAGUAAAUAUCCUCAUGUCUGGGAAGAAGACAUAUGGACUCACACCAACGGUAUGGUUCAUAAGAGAAGGAAGCAUGUUUGUGGCAUUGGGAGCUUCCACCUUCAGUUUACUGGCGAUAGCAAUUGAGAGGCACAUGACUAUGAUAAAGAUGAGACCCUACGAUUCUAGUAAAAAGCACAGAGUGUUUCUGCUCAUUGGUGCCUGUUGGCUGAUUGCCAUUUUAUUUGGUGUCUUGCCUAUCCUGGGUUGGAACUGUAUUUGCAAUUUUCCAGACUGUUCCACAGUCCUGCCCCUCUAUUCCAAGCAUUAUAUAUUUUUCAGUAUAGGCAUCUUCAGUGCAAUUUUGCUGGCCAUUGUGAUACUUUACGCUCGUAUUUAUAUAUUGGUUAAGUCAAGUAGCCGCAAUGUCGCAAACAGAAAAUUCCCCAAAAACAAUUCAGAAAGAUCCAUGGCUCUGUUGAGGACAGUGGUAAUUGUUGUGGGGGUUUUCAUUGCAUGCUGGUCCCCACUUUUCAUUCUAUUGCUCCUUGAUGUUGCUUGCAAACCAAACAAGUGUAGCAUAUUGUAUCAGGAAGAUUGGUUCAUUGCAAUUGCAGUCCUCAAUUCUGGCAUGAACCCCAUCAUUUACACUCUGGCCAGCAAAGAGAUGCGUCGGGCUUUCUUCCGUCUUCUCUGUGGCUGCUUGGCCAAUGAUAAAGUUUCCAAGGCCUUGCCAAUUCAGUCAGCAGCAGAUAAUAGCAAAAGCAAGACUAGUGGCAGUAAUAUGCAGAAAUCAAAAGGAGAGCCCAUAGAAAUCAGUAAUCAUUUAAAUGAAAUCAAAACUAUUAACUUAUCAACUUCCAUAGGAGAUUUGUGACCAUUGAUUGCUAAUCUGUUACAAUACAGUAUUGCUUUCUCAUUAAUAAGCUUACAACAUUAUUUUUAUAACCUUUUAAUUCCUUGUACGAAAGACCUGUCCUUUCUUUCGCUCUGAACUUUGAAAAAGAAUGGCCACCAAAGAAUCCUGAUAUCUGCCACUAAAAUCCCAAACCAAAGUUGUCUACAAAGUACUCACACAUCAUAUAAUGUACAAAGGACUUUAUCGAUUUUUUGCAUAAGGUGCUAUGAAAGUUCUAUGUUAACCAUUUCAGUUGCAGUGAAAAUAUUAGUAUUAAUCCAGGAAUUUUUUUUAAAAUUUAAUAUAAAUUGCUAUCUUCUUUGUUAAGACAAUUAAACUUGAAUUUUUAUCUGGCUCUCUAUCCAUAUUUUUCCCCAUGGUGUGAUUUCAUGGAUUCCACUGAAUUCAUUCCUAUAUAGUUUUUAAACCCUUUUGCAAAGAUCUACAGUGCCCUGAGUUACACUGGGCAACUAUUCACUACUUCCAUCAAUGACAUGGGAAAUCCUCUUUCCUCAGAUCAUAUGAAGCUUUACAGAACAAAAAAAACAUUGAACUAUCAGUAAAUCUGCAUGGAAUGCAUAUUCUGUCCAUAUGUUGUUCCUGUGUGAACAUCCAACAGCCUCAUAUUAAUUCCAUCUGUGCUCCUUGUUUGUUCACUAAUACUUGCAAUAUAAAUCUCGUGCAAAUUCAGUAUGUCAAAUAUUAACAUCAGAUCUUAAUCAAGUAAGGCAUAAGAUUCUUAACCAUUUUUGGCUGAAAGAUCUCUUUAGUAAGAUUGGGAAUCAUAGAAAUCCCUUUUAAAUUUUCAUACUAUAUCACACGCAUAAUAUAAAGUUAAAUAUAGAUAGUAUUUUUAAAAUACUUUAAAAUAUAUUCCUUCUAAUAUAAAUUCUCUACAAUCGAGCGUGGGGUUUUUAAUUUCUUCCCAAAGCCAAAAUCCAUUCAAAGCUUCAUAAGCAGCAAUCAUCUAUUUAGAGAAUGAAAUAGGCAAAAGCCAUACCUCUCCUUACAUACAAAAAUAUUUGACCCAAUUUCCUAUGUAUCUAAUGACACAUAUUUAAUUAACAUGAAUUGCCUGUCAUUUCAUUCGAGUAAACCUCAAUAAAUGAAAAAACAAUUUAGAACUGUGGAAAAAAAAUAAAACCUUUCCAGCUUAAUAAAAUGUUUAAUAAAACAAGAUAAUUGUACAAAACAGUUGGUUCAAAUACUAUGUUAUCAUAUAUUGGCAAAUCCUUGCGGCAAAGAUUUUUUUUUUUAAUAGUUUGAUGGGAAUUAAAUAAUACAGUUGCAUAGGGCAUUUCGAAAAUAUUGAGGAAUGGGACUAAAAAAAUGUGGACAAUUGAGUUUAAUUUGGGAAACUUUCAGAGAUGGAGUGAGAUUGCCUCUCUUCAUGCUGAAUUCUGUGAUUCUCUGCAAACUGAACUGCCAUACACUGCAAAGUGCUUUACUCCUGCUAAUGUCAACAUCCGGCCCAGCUUUUUGAAAAUGCAAUCCUGAGUUUCACAACAACCCAUACAUGUUCUACUGGUGGGAUUGGUAGAAGUGCUUUGCCUCUUCUCUGACAUCCUGACUGAAUGUAUAUUAAUCUUGCAAAAUUAUGAAGUGAAAAAUUAUGAAAAAGGGAGUGCAGAGAAGGUUCACCAGACUGAUUCCUGGGGUGUCAGGACUGUCUUAUGAAGAAAGACUGGAUAGACUUGGUUUAUACUCUCUAGAAUUUAGGAGACUGAGAGGGGAUCUUAUAGAAAAUUACAAAAUUCUUAAGGGGUUGGACAGGCUAGAUGCAGGAAGAUUGUUCCCGAUGUUGGGGAAGUCCAGGACAACGGGGCACAGCUUAAGGAUAAGGGGGAAAUCCUUUAAAACUGAGAUGAGAAGAACUUUUUUCACACAGAGAGUGGUGAAUCUCUGGAACUCUCUGCCACAGAGGGUAGUUGAGGCCAGUUCAUUGGCUAUAUUUAAGAGGGUGUUAGAUGUGGCCCUUGUGGCUAAGGGGAUCAGAGGGUAUGGAGAGAAGGCAGGUACGGGAUACUGAGUUGGAUGAUCAGCCAUGAUCAUAUUGAAUGGCGGUGCAGGCUCGAAGGGCCAAAUGGCCUACUCCUGCGCCUAAUUUCUAUGUUUCUAUGUUUCUAUGACUAUUUUAAAGAUAUCUUUGGUUGCCAUACAACGUAAGAGAAAUACAAGGUAGACACAAAAUGCUGGAGUAACAGAGGGUGAGGCAACAUCUCUAGAGAGAAGGAAUGGGAGACAUUUCGGGUAGACACACAUAAGAGAAAUACAGUUAGAUGGAUAAAAUCACGUUGAGAAAAUAGAAUUUUCUAGGCGGUCACGGUUGCACAGCUGUAGAGUUGCUGCCUUACAGCGAAUGCAGCACCGGACACACGGGUUCGAUCCCGACUACGGGUGCUGUCUGUAUGGAGUUUGUACGUUCUCCCCGUGACCUGCAUGGGUUUUCUCCGAGAUAUUCGGUUUCCUCCCACACUCCAAAGACGUACAGGUUUGUAAGUUAAUUGGCUUGGUAAAUGUAACAAUUGUCCCUUGUGGGUGUAGGAUAGUGUUAAUGUGCGGGGAUCGCUGGUCGGCGCGGACCCGGUAGGCCGAAGGGCCUGUUUCCGCACUGUAUCUUUAAACUAAACUAAACUAAAUUAGUAAAUGAUAUAUAAUUAUAAGUUUGUUACUGCCUGCCUUAAAUGAAUAAAUGGAAUUCUAUAGAGUAAUAUGAUGCAUUUAUUCUCAAGAGAUAGUUUUCGGCUUUAGGAUAAGUAUAUGAAGAAUAGUAUUGAAACUAGGUUGUUUUUAUUUGUAUUUCAUGUACUUAUUUUAUUAUGCAUUUAGAAUUAUCUCCUAAAAUCUACCCCCAGUUUUCCAUUCCUUUCAAAUUUACAACUAAUUGAAAAAUGCAUUAACAAGAUUAUAAUGAAGUUAUAUUUGCAAAAUUAAGCUACAUGCCUAGAUAAUAUAUCACUUCAGUUGGUGUGGAUCAAUCUAUCAAAAAAGCAUGAGCAUUUACUUUAUUUGUAAGCUCCCUGUUUUGUUGAAAAUUGAUGUUCACUAAGAGUUGAUACUGUAGCUUCCCAUAGUGAAUGUUCCACGACAAUCAUUACAUGCGUGUAAAAUGAACUGAGAGAUUGCAUGUACACUUCAUUAAGUAUAUACUAUAUGUCAAAAAAUGUUUUUGAGUUCAGUUUUAAUCCGUGUCUUAUAUCAUCCAUGUAGAAAAGAUCACACAAGACCAUAGGUAAAAGCACAUAUGUGGCAGUUCUUUCUCUCUUUAUUAAAGGUUCAAAAUGCCUUCCCCCCACAUCACACAUCACACAGUUGUACUGCUUCCUAAAUAAUCAUAACUUUUUUUUACCAACAAGAUUCCAUUUGGAUUUCCUUUCCAUGCAUUAAGCACUUUUAUUUUAUGGGGAAUAACCUCCUAGUAAUGUUACUCAGUGUUCUUUUAAUUUGUUUUAACUAGGUUCUCUUGUCAUUUCAUCUUGAUUUUGUCUGAAGAUCUAGACAUAUUUUUUGCAUGUCUAAUACUGUCUUUUAUAAGAUCGCCUUUAAGUACGUUUUAAAGGCUAAAUAGAUACACUUUCCCUUUUUACACAACGGAUCAGCCUCGCCAGUAAUGUAUUUGAAUUACUCAUUGACAUUUUAAGCUGGGAGGCAAAGUAUUCAAUAUGACAAUAAAACCAAAAAAAACUGCAGAUGCUGAAAAUCUAAAAUAAAAUUUGAAAAUGCUGUGAACACAGAAAAAGCAGCAUCUUUAUUCAGCGUGUUGGUCUUUGUGUGAACAUUGUUCAUUUCAUCAUGGCUCUCUGAGUUCUACCCUUCCACAUUGAUUAUUCAGUUAAGCAUGCUAAUUGCAUUGCUUACGUUUACAACUGCAACCUCCCUUUUAGUUUCAUUUUCAUAUCAUUUGUAGAAUAAUUCAUUUUCUGCUGAGCAAUAUUUACAUUGGUCCACAUAUUUAUUUUACCCAGCUCAAUUUAUGGCCACUAAAUUACCAGUGUAGAUUAGAUUGAUACUUUCCUGGUCAGCAUCAGUUGUAAAUCAGUUUUUAGAUUUAUCUGUUGAUAUAAAUUAGAGUUGGAUAGGUAUUCCAACAACAGGUCACCAAUAAUAUCUUCCUAAAUACCUCCUCUCCUUUUGCCCUCCCGAAACCAUUACAAUGUAAUUUCAGGUACACAAAGGGCACCUAACUUCCAAACUAUUAAUCUGCCAGUAAUAUCUUCUAUUCAAUGUGUGUAAUGUACUUGUAUUAUUGACGGUAGCAACGUGCAUGUAAUUGCAACUCUCUUUUUACAAAGUGGCUUUUAAUAUUUAAGAAACAAUAAUGUAAAUUGCAAGGUAAUUGUAGGAAAUUAUACAAAAGUACGCAAUUUACAAGUGCUAUAAGUGAACCAUACUUAAACAUGUGUAUAAAAAUGCUAGUGUACAAAUUAUAUGCUCUAGCUUUUAAAAUAAAGUUAUGCUAUUAUAGGA
Molecule: messenger RNA, 6372 nt
Organism: Leucoraja erinaceus (little skate)
Lineage: Eukaryota; Metazoa; Chordata; Chondrichthyes; Rajiformes; Rajidae
Product: sphingosine 1-phosphate receptor 3-like
Exons: 2
Coding region: 748-1884 (378 amino acids)
Biological process (GO): G protein-coupled receptor signaling pathway
Cellular component (GO): membrane
Molecular function (GO): sphingosine-1-phosphate receptor activity
Source: RefSeq, a predicted model, not a curated record